Molecule: messenger RNA, 984 nt
Organism: Cyphellophora attinorum
Lineage: Eukaryota; Fungi; Ascomycota; Eurotiomycetes; Chaetothyriales; Cyphellophoraceae
Exons: 1
Coding region: 1-984 (327 amino acids)
Source: RefSeq, a predicted model, not a curated record
AUGACGGAAACAACACCAAGAAGUACAGGAUCGAGGUCCUUACAAGCAGUCCUGCUGGUCGGAGCGACUGGCGAGUACAGCUUCGGCCAAUUCGUGCUUCGGGAGUUGAUCAAAUCAAGGCAGUCUUUCAGUCGAAUUGGAGUCUACCUUGAUCUGAGCCGCGACAACGCGACCAAAACGCCCCUACUGAACCAGCUGAAGCAGGCCGGAAUAGAGGUCGUUAGCGGCACAGGAUUUGAGAGCCCAGAGCCCUUCAAGGGUUUUGAUUGCAUCAUGAGCUUUCUCGGCAACCAUGGUCUGCAUCUGCAACCUUUGCUGAUCGACUCUGCCAUUGCAGCAGGUGCCCGUCACAUCUACCCCAGCGAAUAUGGGGCAGAUCUUCUUGUCGGCCAGAACUGGACUCAGCGAUACUACGUCGAGAAAGUUAAGACUCGACGUCACCUGGAGGAACGUGGAAAAGAUCUGCCUGAGUUGGGAUGGACGUACGUGCUCGUUGGUCGGUUGACCGAGUGGGCAGUAACGUCACACUUUGGUUUCGACAAUCGAGCUGCGCGAGCCCGAAUUUAUGGAACACCAGAGGGAAAGCAGAGUUUGAUCAACGCAACAGAUGCCGCAGCGUACACGGUGCAGACGCUGCUGGACCCUUUGAAAGAUGGAGGAAGGAGGACCUACCGAUUCUCGGAAAGCUCACCAACAUACGCGACGCUAUUCAACACCAUCGCGGCAGUGACAGGCAAGGAAUAUCAGGUAGAGUAUCUUGAUGUCGAAGCGGCGCAGGUCGAAGAAGAAGCUGCGAAGCAGAGUGGCGACAUUGAUGCAGAGCUUUCCGCUAGCCACAAGCUUAUACAGGGGCGUCAGGGCACUUUGCUGCCCCUGCCGUGGGACAACAAAGAAUUUCCGGGCGUUUCACCUUCAAGUCUCUACGAUAGCCUGAAGGCUGCAUUCGCUUCACCCAAGCUCCGAAAGGCUUAUGGGCUGCACUGA